AGCCACUGGCACUGCACAAGAGCCGAGUGUUCUCGUCUCACCGUGGAGUCGCAUCUUUGCAAAUCCGCCAUGUCCCCGUCACAACCGCUAAUGGCCCAGUCAGGCCCGUCCCAAUAUAAGCAGCCGGCCCUCCCCCGCGUCCCCACCCACCAUGUAUCCCUCCCGCCAGCCCCCGCUGCACGCCAGCCACCCCCCGCCCUUCGCCCCCGUCCCCGACUCCUACCUCUUCAGCGCCGCCGCCGGCGCAGACCUCCUCCACUCCCUCUCGCGCUGGAACCUCGGCCCGCCAGAGUUCCUCCUGCCCUACCACCACGGCUACGCGCAGGACUACGAGCAGCACCAGUAUGCAGCACCAGACGCCGCACCAGGCUUCUCCCCUGCACCGUCCGACUCGUCCUCCGUCCUCUCCUGGGACACGAGCCCCUCUCCCGCACCCGCACCCGAGCCGCUGCAUGUCACCUGCAACGCGCCCCUCGUCGCCCCUGUGCCGCUGCCCUACCACUCCCCCUUCUUCCUCCAGUACGACGACCUCCCCGACCUCGACGAGGACCUCUCGCACGCGCCCUACACCCGCCGCCCACAGAAGCGCAAGCGCAGCUUCGAUGACGUCUCGCGCAUGGACGGCGGCGCGGACAUGCAGCCUGCCAAGCGGCGAUCCAUCGGCGGCGGCGACGCCCUCCCGCUGCUGCCCACCGGCCUCCCGCCCUCGCUGCCCGCCCACCUGCGCGGCACGCGCCGCAACUCGCUCCCCAAAGGCGCGACGAGGCACGCACGGCCCCGGUAGGCCGCCGACCCCGCAGGCGACGCCGGCGCCAGCGUGAGUCGCCCAGUGUCCUCCGCCUGCCACCCGCUGCUCACCGCGGACGUGCAUCGCCGCUUCUAGUUCGCCCGCAUCCCGUAACGCCUCUGAUCGCAGGCGCUGCGGCGUGCGCGGACAGUCCACGCCCCGUCGCACCAUCCCACCUUCGAUCCUUCGCAAUAUCGCUAUGGGAGACGCCCGGCCCCAUCUGGCACACGACCCGCCGCGGCCCAUUCAGCGAAGCUCGCCCGUCGAUGCUCCGGCGCCCACGCGCCCGAUCACCCAGCCUUCGCCUGCCGCUGCCUUCCCGGCCGACGCGCGGGCGUGCUCGUCUCC
Molecule: messenger RNA, 1135 nt
Organism: Rhodofomes roseus
Lineage: Eukaryota; Fungi; Basidiomycota; Agaricomycetes; Polyporales; Fomitopsidaceae
Exons: 2
Coding region: 152-784 (210 amino acids)
Source: RefSeq, a predicted model, not a curated record